Messenger RNA from Struthio camelus australis, 2789 nucleotides. It is a transcript of the gene VPS29, whose product is annotated as VPS29 retromer complex component. NCBI's taxonomy places the organism in Eukaryota, Metazoa, Chordata, Aves, Struthioniformes, Struthionidae. The record is from RefSeq and is a predicted model, not a curated record. Gene Ontology annotation, biological process: intracellular protein transport; retrograde transport, endosome to Golgi. Gene Ontology annotation, cellular component: endosome; retromer complex.
AUUAUUAUUUGUCUAUUCGUUUGGCUAUGUUUUCUUUUCUGUUGCUUUCUUUGGUUUAACAUUGAUCAUGUUUCACCCUGUUUUUCAUUCCCCCUGUCUGCAAUCAACUUCUUCAUUCCAAUAAGGCUGGGCACAGAGUAAGUUUACUCCUCUUGGCUGUUGCUAACACUGGCGGUAAGGGCUUGUUAAAGUUCCGUGGUGAUGUGAACGUGGGCUGAUACAUACGAGAUAGGAAGCGGCUGCUGCUCAAGCCAAGUUCAUGUACCUAAAUUCCUGGUCAAAGCCAGAUGUUGUAUCAUACUUUGUCAUUAUUUUUUGUUACAGAUACAUCUGAUUAUUAAACACUUGAUUGUUGUUGUUGUUGUAGUCUUCUAGGCUUUUCUUUAAUUGAUGGGAAUUGAAACAUGAUUCGCAGGAAAGUAUGUGGCCUGCCUAUUCCUCAGCAGAGGAAAAGCUCUGCUGACUUCAGUGGGGUUAUGUGUUUUAAGGGGCAGCAUAAUUUGAUUAAGUAUUAAAUGCAUAACUACUAUUGCCUGCAUAAGUCCCUUAAACAUCAGUAAGAGAAUCCAUCUAUUGUUACUUUGUUACCAUCAAAAUCGCUUCUUAUGAACGCAUAUUUUUACAUGCUUUAAAGUAUACUGUCUCUAGACUGAUACCAGUAAGAGUAUUUUUCACUUGGAAUUCUUAGAAGGCCAUCAAAAAUAUGUCUUUAUUUUUCUGUCCUGGGCUUGUUUUAAAUUGUUUAAUUGUUUUAAAACAACUCACAAGUUAAAAAAUUUUUGUAUUGCUUUACCAAUCUGUUCUCCAAAGAUGCUUGGCUUUCAUGCUAGCUCUGAGGCUUUAUUAGUUAAAAAAGAAAGGGAAAAAAAAAUUCUCAAGCCUUCUCUGCCUUUUUUUAAUGACCAUCAGCAUGAAUAUAGUUGCAUGGGCUAAGAAUAAAAAAAAAAUAGCAAAUAUUUAAAAAGGUAACUUUAUAGUGUAGUUACCACUGUUAUACAUAUAUGUAUAUGUGGAUUAUAUGUUUUACAAACACAUUUGAUGGCUGUCAUUUUAGGAAGUAUCUUACUAAGAAAGCAUUCUGGUUGGGAGAUAAAUAGUUCCAUACUGACAGAGACAGUUUGUCAGGGUAACAGGGAUGACUGUCUUUAGAUCCAGUGUUUCUAUGGUGUAGUAACAUAGUACCCAUGCUUUACAGAGCUUUUCAUGCCCUUUUUGCAUAAUUAAUUUUUUGCUACUUUGCUUGCAUUAAUUAUUUCUUUAUUAGCACAUUUAAAGCCUGUGAUAUUAAACUAUUGUCUUACUUCAUCUAAAUCCUUAACUUUGAAGCCCCAAUCCUAUGAAUAUAUCUGGUAAUGGAAACACUGUAUGUGGUAGUCUGGUUUAUCUUUGGUGCAGUGUCAUGUUUAACAAAAAUAUUGUUGUCUUACUCUGCUGCUGUUCAGUGUUUCCUACAAUAAUGGCUCUGAUCAAGCUUCCUAUUCUGGUUAACUCAUAACACAUUGCACAUUUGCAUUUUUAUUACUUUUUAUGAGGAAGAAUAAAUAAUUAAAGUAAAAAAAAAAUUGGAAGAAGGAUUUUUAAAGGGAAGUGGCCAUAGUUUAUCCAGGUCUGUGCUUGAACAGAUGUUAGAGAGGUGUCUUAGUUUUUUGUAAAUGUUUAAGAAAAAAAGCUGGGACAGUUUACUGUAGCUCCUAAGUUUGUGUAAAUUACAUGAAGUAGUAAUACAUUUCUUUUAUUAUACCUUGCAACUGCUAUCAUAAAAACAAAAAAAACCUCUGCAGACCUUUGUCUUUUUAAGGCCCUUCUCUCAGCACCAUUCUAUGUUAAUAGGGGCCAUUGUUUUCCCUCAAAUAUACAUAAAUUCCAUCAUCAUUUAAUUUUUUAUUUUGGUAGCUUUUACAUCAAAUGCAAAACUAUGAAACUGAGGAAAACAUUGGCAUGCUUCUUGCUUCCUAAUGAUUCUUGCUGGUCUUUCUCAAUAAGGAUCCAUAACGAUCUUUCUUUCCUGUCAUGACACCUGAUAAGUUGGUGUUAGUAUUAGGAGAUCUUCACAUUCCACACCGAUGCAACAGCCUCCCAGCUAAAUUCAAAAAACUGCUGGUUCCAGGAAAGAUCCAGCACAUCCUCUGCACAGGAAACCUCUGCACCAAGGACACUUAUGACUACCUCAAGACUCUGGCUGGGGAUGUUCAUGUUGUGAGAGGGGACUUUGAUGAGAAUCUGAAUUACCCUGAACAGAAAGUUGUAACUGUUGGACAAUUCAAAAUUGGGCUGAUUCAUGGCCAUCAGGUUAUUCCUUGGGGUGAUAUGGCCAGCCUGGCACUGCUACAAAGGCAGUUUGAUGUGGACAUCUUAAUUUCAGGACAUACACACAAAUUUGAGGCAUUUGAACAUGAAAACAAAUUCUAUAUCAAUCCAGGAUCAGCUACAGGAGCUUAUCAUGCCUUAGAGAACAACAUCAUUCCUUCAUUUGUGCUGAUGGAUAUCCAAGCUUCUACAGUCGUUACAUAUGUUUAUCAACUAAUCGGAGAUGAUGUGAAAGUAGAAAGAAUUGAAUACAAAAAAUCUUAGUGUCUUUGCUUGUCUGGUAUUUUUACCAUCUCAUUCUUGAACUGCAAGUUACUGCAAGACUCGAUUACUAGUUUACAGUACUACACUUACUUGCUAACAGCUUAACAAUGUAGCUCAUUAGUAUCAACUUCAAAACGUGUUUGCUUAUUUUCUCUUGUAUGAUUUGAUUUGUAAAAAUAUCCCAUUAAAAUAACUAGUGUUUAAAUACUAUUCCUUAA